AGAAGCGGCUGGCCCCCCCCGCGCCUCAGCUGAAGCAACUGCCAGCCAUACCUCUGCAGAAGCGGCCUGUGCCUCAGCUGAAGCAACUGCCAACCAUGUCUCUGCAGAAGCGACUGGCCCCCGCGCCUCAGCUGAAGCAACUGCCAACCAAGUCUCUGCAGAAGCGCCUGGCGCCUCAGCUGAAGCAACUGCCAGCCAUACCUCUGCAGAAGCGACCCGUGCCUCAGCUGAAGCAACUGCCAACCAUGUCUCUGCAGAAGCGACUGGCCCCCACGCCUCAGCUGAAGCAACUGCCAACCAUACCUCUGCAGAAGCGGCCGCCAGCCCCCGCUUCCCUGCAGAAGCGGCCGCCGGCCUUGAACAGACUGCUCAACCCCUCAACAAGCUAGAUAGGGAGAUCAUAAUUUGGUUUGCCCAACUCCUUAAUCGUCUUUCCCCUGUUACUUUGCCUCCAUUUGAAGAAAAAGGCAAAGGUAACUGAGGUGAGGAAUUGUGCAAACUAAUGCGCUUGUUUGAAAUGAGGUUCUCCUUCACUUGCGCAUCAUCAUGCAAAUUGUUUACAGGGGUGAACACUACAAUGGUAUGAAUUGUUUUCAAAACCAUACGACUAAAAUGUACAUCUGAUUUGGCCACCAUUACUGACACUUAGGUUGUACUGGUAUGAUUUUGAUUUGGCCUGGUGUUCCUGCUACUCUUGCAUGAUUUGUUCAAUAAACAAUUUGACUUCCAAAA
This is a messenger RNA of Oncorhynchus tshawytscha (Chinook salmon), 732 nucleotides long. RefSeq names its product arf-GAP with SH3 domain, ANK repeat and PH domain-containing protein 1-like. The coding region runs from base 96 to 389 and encodes 97 amino acids. The record is from RefSeq and is a predicted model, not a curated record. Lineage: Eukaryota; Metazoa; Chordata; Actinopteri; Salmoniformes; Salmonidae. The transcript has 2 exons.